Echinops telfairi (small Madagascar hedgehog) is the source of this 2978-nucleotide messenger RNA. RefSeq names its product inter-alpha-trypsin inhibitor heavy chain 4 (gene ITIH4). The transcript is spliced from 23 exons. The coding region runs from base 111 to 2795 and encodes 894 amino acids. Gene Ontology annotation, biological process: hyaluronan metabolic process. The record is from RefSeq and is a predicted model, not a curated record. Gene Ontology annotation, molecular function: serine-type endopeptidase inhibitor activity. Lineage: Eukaryota; Metazoa; Chordata; Mammalia; Afrosoricida; Tenrecidae.
GCUUGUGGGUCCAAUUUCCUGGAACCUGCCCCCGCAGGGGUGGGCCAUCAGGCAGUUACUAAUCUGUUCCCCCUGCCUCCCAAGCUCACAGAAGACAGCACUGGGCUGAGAUGAAGACCCGGACCUGCAGCCUGCUGCCUGUCCUGCUGGUGCUGCUGGCCGCCCUCCAGGCCGCCUCGGCCCAAAAGAAUGGCAUCGACAUCUACAGCCUCACCGUGGACUCCAAGGUCUCCUCCCGGUUCGCCCACACGGUCAUCACCAGCCGGGUGGUCAACAAGGCCGACACGGUGCAGGAGGCCACCUUCCAGAUGGAGCUGCCCAAGAGAGCCUUCAUCACCAACUUCUCCAUGACCAUCGAUGGUGUGACCUACCCCGGGAACAUCAAGGACAAGGCCGCCGCCCAGGAGCAGUAUAGCGCGGCUGUGAGCCGGGGCCAGAGCGCCGGCCUGGUCAAGAGCCCCGGCCACGAGGACCCAGCGGCCCCUGCUCUCCCCCAGAUGGACAUUCACAUCUUCGAGCCGCAGGGCAUCAGACUCCUGGAAACAGAGAGCACCUUCCUGACCAACGAGCUGGCCGAGGCCCUGACCACCACCCAGAGCGACACCAAGGCUCACAUCCUGUUCAAGCCCACGCUCGCCCAGCAGCAGAAGUCCCCUGAGCAGCAGGAGACAGCGCUGGAUGGCAGCUUCAUCGUCCACUACGACGUGAACCGGACCCUCUCGGGGGGCUCCAUUCAGGUGGAGAAUGGCUACUUCGUGCACUACUUUGCCCCCGAGGGGCUGACCGCCAUGGCCAAGAACGUGGUCUUUGUCAUUGACAAGAGCGGCUCCAUGAGCGGCAGGAAGAUCCAGCAGACCCGGGAAGCCCUGGUCAAGAUCCUGGACGACCUCCGCCCCCAGGACCAGUUCAACCUCAUUGUCUUCAGCAGCGAGGCCAGCCCCUGGAGGCCCCUGCUGGUGCCAGCCUCAGCCGAGAACGUGGACGAGGCCAAGCGCUAUGCAGCUGGCAUCCAGGCCCAUGGAGGGACCAACAUCAACGGCGCCAUGAUGAUGGCCGUGGAGCUGCUGGACAGCAGCAACCAGAAGGAGCAGCUGCCCGCGGGGAGCGUGUCCCUCAUCAUCCUGCUGACCGACGGGGACCCCACCGUGGGCGAGACCAACCCUUCCAAGAUUCAGGAGAAUGUCCGGGAGGCCGUGGGCGGCCAGUACAGCCUCUUUUGCCUGGGCUUCGGCUUCGACGUGAGCUACUCCUUCCUGGAGAAGCUGGCGCUGGACAACGGGGGGCUGGUGCGGCGCAUCUACCAGGACUCCGACUCUGCCCUGCAGCUGCAGGACUUCUACCAGGAGGUGGCCAACCCACUGCUGACGUCGGUGGCCUUCGAGUAUCCAGGCAGCGCCGUGGAGAUGGUCACUCGGGAGAAUUUCCGGCUCUUCUUCAAGGGCUCUGAGAUGGUGGUGGCCGGAAAACUCAGGGGCCAGGGGCCUGCAGUCCUCUCGGCCCAAGUCACAGGGCGGGUGCACAAGCAGAAUUUCACCUUCCAGACGGAGUCCAACGUGGCCCAGGAGGAGGAGACGUUCCGGGGCCCCAAGUACAUCUUCCACAGCUUCAUGGAGCGGCUCUGGGCCUACCUCACCAUCCAGCAACUGCUGGAGGACCUAGUUUCUGCAUCCGAUGCUGAGCGGCCAGCCCUGGAGCAGAAGGCUCUGAACUUGUCCCUGCACUACAGCUUUGUCACACCGCUCACCUCCAUGGUGGUCACCAAGCCCGAAGGCCAGGAACAGUCCCAGGUGGCUGAGAAGCCCAAGGAAGAUGAAGACAACAGACACAUGCAUCAUUUCUAUUCAAGACUACAUCUGGUCCCAGGAUCCGCCUUAGGUGCCGGACCGGGCCAGGCCCAGAGAGGAGGAAGCAGAUUUAGAGUGAAAGGGAGCGCCGGAGGCCACUACCCCGAGACUCUCUCUGCUGUCAGAACAAGAAAGAAAGUUGGCUGGAGAGUCUUCGCCGGCCUUCCCACCAUGUCCGGAGACCCCAGGCUUCCUGGUGCUGCUGUUGUGCUGGCCGCCGAACCCCCAGACAUGGACACACUGAGGGUGCCGGACUACUUCGGGCUGAGCUCUUUGAUUAAGCCAAGCGGGCUCCCACGGUCCGUGUCCGUUUCAGCUUCACCAGGCGCAGAAGCCCCGACCCCAGCCCCCCUGCAGGCUCCUGACGCCAUCCUGCCACUGCCCGGGCAGAGUGUGCACCCACUCUGCGUGGACCUCAAGCACGCCCAGGGACCUGUGCACCUGCUGUCCGACCCUGACCAAGGGCUGGAAGUGACCGGUCAGUUUGAGAAGACACAUUUCUCGUGGAUCGAAGUGACCUUCAAGAACCCCAAGGUGUGUGUCCAUGUGUCCCCUGAGCACGUCAUGGUGACCCGGGACCAAGGAAGCUCUGCCCACCAGUGGAAGAAAACGCUGUUCACGACGAUGCCCGGGCUCAAGAUGACCAUGGAUAGGACCGGCCUCCUGCUGCUCACCAGUCCCAACAAAGUGACCCUCGGGCUGAUGUCCUGGGAGGGCCCUGGGGCAGGCCUCCGGCUCCUUCUGCGGGACACCGACCGCUUCUCCAGCCACGUCAGCGGGACCCUCGGCCAAUUCUACCAGAACGUGCUCUGGAAGCCCGAAGCUGCCGAGGACGGCAAGGGAACACUGACCGUCCAGGGGACUGACCACCCUGCCACCAGGGAGCUCAAGCUGGACUACCAACAGGGGCCUCCAGGAGCCGAGAUGUCCUGCUGGUCUGUGGUGCUGUAGCCCGGAGUGGAGGAGCCAGGCCCCACCCACAGCCCAUCCUGCCCCUGGGAGCCAGGGGUCAUCACCGGCCACCUAGCAGACAGUGUCAGGGGUUUCCCCCUGCGGCCACAGGGCCCCCUGUGGGCCUACACUGCGAUGAGGAGGGUUCCCAAGAGUCGUAAAUAAAUAAAAAACAUAGUGUGA